AUGAAUCGAACCAACUCUCAACCACACCUACAAAUGGCUUUAGCCGACUACCUCGCAAAGAACUACCUCUCCGCCGACGCCAAACCCUCCAAAAAGCGCAAGCGAAAAGAUGCCGCCAGAUCAGAAGGCAUCACGAUAGCAGAAGACGAUGUCAACGACUGGACGAAGCCAAAGCAGAACGGCGAGGACGACGAUGAUGCGCCCACGAUGGUCGGUAAUUCCCUGUCAGGAGGCCUGAACAAACCAGCGAAGAAGUCGAAGUGGUUGAAAGUUGGCGCCGCUGCACCUUCGAACGCAGAACAAGCGGCCGCAGACGAGAUUCUUGCUGGCGCAGAAGCGGAGUCUAAAGCCCGAGCGCAGCAGGAUGAUGACGCUCCUGCUGUUGUGGGAGAGGAUGGGGAGGACAUGCAAGGGCCUAUGAUGGCGUCGGGUGCGAUGGCAGGUUUACAGAGCGCGGAGCAGGUCAGCAAAGCGCUGAAGCGGAAGCAAAAGGCGGAAAUGAAGGCGAUGCAGGACGCUGGGUUAGAUCCGGCGGGGAAGUCGCAGGAGACGAUAUAUCGAGACGCUUCAGGUCGGAUCAUCAACGUGGCUAUGAAGCGAGCGGAGAUGCGGGCAAAGGCGGAGGAGGAAGAAAAGAAGAAAGAAGAGGAGCUCGAGGCGCGGAAGGGCGAUGUACAACGGCGGGAGAAGGAAGAGAGGAAGCAGAAUCUGGAGGAUGCGAAGGUGAUGGGGGUGGCGCGGUAUGCGGAUGACAAGGACCUGAAUGAGGAGAUGAAGGACCGGGAGAGGUGGAAUGAUCCGAUGGCGAAGAUGGUGACGAGCAAGAAGAGUGGUGGGAAGGGUGGGAAAGCGAGGGAUAGUGGGAAGCAGUAUCAGGGUGCGUUUGAGCCGAACCGGUACGGGAUUAAGCCUGGUUGGAGGUGGGAUGGGGUGGAUAGAGGGAAUGGGUUUGAGAGGAAGUGGUUUGCUGCGAGGAAUAAGGCGAAAGAUCGGGAGGCGCUGGAGUAUGCGUGGCAGAUGGAUGAAUGA
Messenger RNA from Saxophila tyrrhenica, 1029 nucleotides. RefSeq names its product Pre-mRNA-splicing factor cwc26 (gene CWC26). The record is from RefSeq and is a predicted model, not a curated record. Gene Ontology annotation, biological process: mRNA splicing, via spliceosome. Gene Ontology annotation, molecular function: RNA binding. The transcript is spliced from 2 exons. Gene Ontology annotation, cellular component: RES complex; U2-type spliceosomal complex. Bases 1 to 1029 code for a protein of 342 amino acids. NCBI's taxonomy places the organism in Eukaryota, Fungi, Ascomycota, Dothideomycetes, Mycosphaerellales, Extremaceae.